AAAGGGAAUUCUGUUGCCGACAUAUCACUUUACUGCAACUUUGACUGAUCUCUCCACGUUCCAGUAUCCUUCAACUUUCACUAUGUCUACCCAAGAACGCACCUACAUCAUGAUCAAGCCGGAUGGCGUGCAGCGCAACCUAGUCGGCAAGAUCAUCGCGCGAUUUGAGGAGCGUGGAUACAAGCUUGUCGCCCUUAAGCUCGUCCAUGCUACGCCUGAGCAUCUUGAGAAACAUUACGCCGACCUCAAGGGCAAGGCUUUCUUCCCUGGUCUCAUCAAAUACAUGGCCUCUGGACCCGUUGUUGCCAUGGUCUGGCAGGGUCUUGAUGCUGUCAAGACUGGCCGUGUCAUGCUUGGUGCUACCAACCCUUUGCAGUCCCCAGUCGGUGCGUCGUGCAACUUUUUAAUUUCUUUCAACAAACUCAGCAUACAUCCAGGUUCCAUCCGUGGUGACUACUGUCUUGCUGUUGGCCGUAAUAUCUGCCACGGAUCCGACUCUGUUGAGAGUGCCGAAAAAGAAAUUGCUCUCUGGUUCCCUGAGAGCAUUGUUCAAUACACCCACAUCCAGGAGCCGUGGGUCCUCGAAGACAACUAGAAUAAUUUUGUAUUAGACGUGCCAGGAUUCAUAGCGAGUAGUCGAAAAUACACAAGAAACAAUCGGAUUUUAAGGACAACAUAAAAGCCAAAUGGAAGCGCAGUCAAACCGUUCAUUACCUCGUUACCAAGCAUGAUGACCACCAUCGACAAGAAUG
Molecule: messenger RNA, 752 nt
Organism: Desarmillaria tabescens
Lineage: Eukaryota; Fungi; Basidiomycota; Agaricomycetes; Agaricales; Physalacriaceae
Product: nucleoside diphosphate kinase
Exons: 4
Coding region: 83-595 (170 amino acids)
Biological process (GO): CTP biosynthetic process; GTP biosynthetic process; UTP biosynthetic process
Molecular function (GO): nucleoside diphosphate kinase activity
Source: RefSeq, a predicted model, not a curated record